Messenger RNA from Aspergillus thermomutatus, 852 nucleotides. RefSeq names its product DUF3632 domain-containing protein. The transcript has a single exon. The record is from RefSeq and is a predicted model, not a curated record. Lineage: Eukaryota; Fungi; Ascomycota; Eurotiomycetes; Eurotiales; Aspergillaceae. Bases 1 to 852 code for a protein of 283 amino acids.
AUGUAUCAACUGCCCCCCAAUACAUACAAAGGCAACGAGUAUGAUUUAGAACCCCACCUCACAGUCCUGCACGAUCUCUUCGCAGACAAGAUUCACUCCCCAGAAGCCGCCGCCAAACUAGCCUCUGCCGCCUUAGCACUCGAUGCCUCCCUCGAGGCCCAACUCGGCCAACUGUGGCACCUAAUCCUUCAAAUUGCAUGCAAGAACCCAGAGCACCAGGAUGAACUUGUUGAUAUUCUCGUGGACCUUUCCCAUCUUCCGGACGUUACAAGGCCGGGUGACGAUGGACAAGAUGAGCCGUUGAUUAUCUACGAUAUGCAGGUCUGGAAGAACCUACCGCUGCUGGGGUGGGAGAUCCGGCGUUACUGGGAUUACUCUAUUCCGGCUCCAGGUACUAAGACACUGGAGGGGAGAGAAGCCGCAAUCUCAAGCACGGUGAAUGUGAAUCACUUCGUUGCCCUUCUCGUCGCGACUGACGAGCCUAUUUUCGAAGGGUAUUCGUGGUAUGCGCUCGUGACGCUCCAUGAAGCGCUUGAGACGCCCUGGGUAUAUAUGCAGGAGGGAGACCCCUUGGAGGCGUGGAUUCCUGCAGCGGCAGCGUGGAUUGAGGUUCUAGGUGUGGAAAUCUAUGAGUGGGAUGAGGAAUUUGAGUCUGGGCCCCUGGUUGGUGCUCCAGGUCGCGGAGGGCCGUUGUGGAAAGGGAAACACGGCUUUUGUAAGGAGAGAUGGAAGCUUUGGAGGGAGAGAUUUGGUGAGGCUGCAAAGAAGGAGGAUGAGUCUGAGGAGGUCAGGAGGGUUGCAGAGGAGGCGGAGCUGAUGAUGAAAGAGAUUGAGACUGGGCAUGUGGAGUAG